AUGCUGCUCCCCCGGCUCUGCUGGCUGCCGCUGCUCGCGGGGCUGCUCCCGCAGGCGCCCGCGCAGAAGUUCUCGGCGCUCACGUUUUUGAGAGUCGACCAAGACAAGGACAAAGACUGCAGCUUGGACUGCGGGGGUCCCACCCAGAAACCCCUCUGCGCCUCGGAUGGGAGGACCUUCCUGUCUCGCUGUGAAUUUCAGCGCGCCAAGUGCAAAGACCCCCGGCUAGAGAUCGCUUACCGUGGAAACUGCAAAGACGUGUCCAGGUGCGUGGCCGAGAGGAAGUACACCCAGGAACAGGCCCGGAAGGAGCUGCAGCAGGUGUUCAUCCCCGAGUGCAGCGACGACGGCACCUACAGCCAGGUCCAGUGCCACAGCUACACGGGGUACUGCUGGUGCGUCACACCCAACGGGAGGCCCAUCAGCGGCACCGCCGUGGCCCACAAGACGCCCAGGUGUCCCGGUUCCGUAAAUGAAAAGUUACCCCAACGGGAAGGCACAGGAAAAACAGUCUCCUUGCAAAUCUUUUCCGUUCUGAAUUCAGAUGAUGCCUCAGCUCCAGCGUUGGAGACUCAGCCUCAAGGAGAUGAGGAAGAUAUUGCAUCACGAUACCCCACGCUUUGGACUGAACAAGUUAAAAGUCGACAGAACAAAACCAAUAAGAAUUCAGUGUCCUCGUGUGACCAGGAGCAGCAGUCGGCCCUGGAGGAGGCCAGACAGCCCAAGAACGACAACGUGGUGAUACCUGAGUGCGCCCACGGCGGCCUCUACAAGCCAGUGCAGUGCCACCCCUCCACGGGCUACUGCUGGUGCGUUCUGGUGGACACCGGCCGCCCCAUCCCGGGCACGUCCACCAGGUACGAACAGCCGAAAUGUGACAGCACGGCCAGGGCUCAUCCGACCAAAACAAGGGAUUUGUACAAGGGCCGCCAGCUCCAAGGCUGUCCUGGUGCCAAAAAGAACGAGUUUCUGACGAGUGUGCUGGACGCGCUGUCCACAGACAUGGUCCAUGCCGUCUCCGACCCCUCCUCCCCAGGCAGGCUCUCGGAACCUGACCCCAGCCACACGCUGGAGGAGAGAGUGGUCCACUGGUAUUUCAAACUUCUGGAUAAAAACUCCAGUGGGGACAUCGGCAAAAAGGAAAUCAAGCCCUUCAAGAGAUUCCUUCGGAAGAAGUCCAAACCCAAAAAAUGCGUGAAGAAGUUUGUUGAAUACUGUGAUGUGAAUAACGACAAGUCCAUUUCCCUGCAAGAGUUGAUGGGCUGCCUGGGCGUGACCAGAGAAGAAGGCGAAGCUAACACGAGGAAACGGCACACGCCUAGAGGUAAUGCUGAAAGCACUUCUAAUAGGCAGCCAAGGAAGCAAGGAUAAACGACUGACACAUCCAUGGCAGGUCCUAGACACGUGGUCGACUCCCU
Molecule: messenger RNA, 1418 nt
Organism: Mesoplodon densirostris (Blainville's beaked whale)
Lineage: Eukaryota; Metazoa; Chordata; Mammalia; Artiodactyla; Ziphiidae
Gene: SMOC2
Product: SPARC related modular calcium binding 2
Exons: 13
Coding region: 1-1371 (456 amino acids)
Biological process (GO): extracellular matrix organization
Cellular component (GO): basement membrane
Molecular function (GO): extracellular matrix binding; calcium ion binding; heparin binding
Source: RefSeq, a predicted model, not a curated record